Chironomus riparius is the source of this 1424-nucleotide messenger RNA. The record is from the annotation of a GenBank genome assembly. NCBI's taxonomy places the organism in Eukaryota, Metazoa, Arthropoda, Insecta, Diptera, Chironomidae.
AAGUCACAGCAAAUGAGGAAAUUAGUACUUUAAAGAUUUUGUAUAUAAUCGAGUAAAUGUUCUUGACAUUCAUUCAGUUAAAAUAAAUCUACCAAAUUGUGCUGCAUUUUUAAAAUGUUUUUUAAAAUUAUUUUUGUGAUUUUCUUAGUUUUUGCUAAUUUCACCGAGAUUUUUGGUCAAGGUGAAAGCAUGACAUGCACGUAUGCAUUAGUCAGUAGUGUGUACACAUGUAACCUUAAACUUAACAACACCAGAGGACUCAAUAACUUUGCAAACAUCGGUGGAAAUCAUUUGUCAGGAAAGAAUGACAAUCUUGUGCUAAGUGUAACUAGUGUCGCUGGUUCAUUGUCUCCUAAUAUCCCCUCAAUUAUUUGUGCUAAGUUCAGAAAUGUGCAAAAGAUAACAAUGAAUAAUGUCGGAAUUAAAAAUAUUUUAAUCGAAGAUGUUAGCUCAUUUGCAUAUUGCAGUUUAACGUCUUAUAUUGAGGUAUGCAAUGAUGAUAUCGGUCAAAUUGAUGAGCGAUCCUUCAUUAAUAAUCCUGGUCUACUAGAACUACGUUUAUGGAACUUAAACCUGUCGACAUUACCUGAAACUGUGUUCUACAACCUGAUAAAUCUAGAGAGGCUCUAUCUUCAUCAAAAUAAAUUUGCCACUCUACCAACCAACCUGUUCAGAUACCUCAAACGACUUCAAACUUUAAACUUACAAGAAAAUUUCAUUGUAACUCCAAACUACAAAUGGUUUGACACAUUAAUAAGCUUGAAAAAUCUAUACCUAGAAAGCAAUUUAAUUGUGGAUCUCCCAGCUGAUCUCUUCCGUGAGUUGACUGAUUUAGAGACGAUCACAUUGUCCAAUAAUAACCUCACGAUUUUGCACUCCGAUCCAUUCGGAUAUUUACCAAAACUAAAAUAUUUUUCACUAAUCAAUUGUCAACUUGAGGCGAUAGACGAGAAUCUUAUCGACAAUACUGGUGCAAUACAGCUUUCAUUGACUGAUAACUUUUGUGUGAAUGAGACAGUUAUUGAUAAUUCAGCUACGAGGUACUCAAUGAGGAUUAUCUUAUCAGAGUGUUUUGAUAAUUAUGCGAAUUUGGUAGGACAAACAACGACCACAAUAAGCUCAAUAACAUCGACAACAGCUAAUCCAAAUUUACCACCAGGAUGCAUUGGUGGAAAUGUAGAUGCAAGGAUCUGUGAGCUGGAAGAUAAUAACAAUAAGUUGACUGAAAAUGUUGAAGAUUUAAUGAAGAAAAAUUUGGAGCUGGAGAAUCAAAAUAAAGUUUUUGCAUCAAUGUUUGAGAAUAUGCAAAGUCAAAUUGAUGAAUUGAAAAAUCGACCAUGUUCAUGUUUAUAAAUUUUUAUGUAAUUUAUUCAAAUAUUUUAAUUUCAAAUUUUUAUAUUUAUAAACUUUAAUUUAUUCUAUUA